Molecule: messenger RNA, 1545 nt
Organism: Striga hermonthica
Lineage: Eukaryota; Viridiplantae; Streptophyta; Magnoliopsida; Lamiales; Orobanchaceae
Source: the annotation of a GenBank genome assembly
AUGGGGAAAUCGCCUGGAAAAUGGAUCAAGACUGUACUCUUCGGGAAGAAGCAUUCUAAUAAGUCUAAUUUUUCUAAGAAUGUUACGCCCGGCAAAACGACAGCUGUCAAGACACCAUUGGAGGACCUACCCGAUCCUUACCAGUCGUCUGAUAGAGAAGUCGAUAAUACAUUGGAACUCGAGAAAGAAACUUCUGCCACUGCUUUCGAAGCUAUCUCUUCAUCUCCAGCUAAUCAAGAUUUAGAGUCGAAAAAUGAAAAUGGAUCGGCUAUUGUCAGUGAUACUGACAGGAAUCAAGAUUUAGCUGCAGCGAAAGUUCAGGCAACUUUCAGGGGCUAUUUGGCUCGUCGUGCUUUUCGAGCUCUCAAGGGUAUUAUAAGGCUGCAAGCUCUUAUUCGUGGGCAUCUGGUUAGAAGGCAAGCAGUUGCCACUUUGCGUUGCAUGAAUGGAAUUGUUCAGUUCCAGGCACUCGUUCAUGGACGUAAGGAUACUAAACAGGUCAGCAUUGGUUCCAAAUCCAUUUUCGGGUCGGAAAAGCUCGCAGCGAACACAUUUGUACGCAAGCUUCUCGUCAAAGUGCCAGCUGCUUUGCCUCUGAGCCUUCAGUACGAUUUAUCCGAACCUAAUUCAUCUUGGAGCUGGCUCGAGCGCUGGUCCAUGACCCGUUUUUGGGACCCACCCGCACGCGUGGCAAAAAAGAUCACCAAACCGAAGCCCCAGAGAAAACAGCCCGGCCCGCAAAUUUUCGAGCACGAAGCUGGAAAGUCUAAACGUACGUUCCGGAAGGUUCCAACUGCUGCAUCGAACGGGGAAAAUGGCAAUUUAGUAGCAAAAAGGCCCCCACCUCCCGAGUCAGCUGAAGAGCAAGCACAAAGUGAGCUCGAGAGGGUUAAGCGUAAUCUGAGAAAGGUAUCCUCGGCUCAGGGGCCGCCCGAGAAAUCCGAACCGGACACAGGAAAGCAGCAGCAGGAGGCUGUGGAAAUAGCAAAAUCCCCCCAACCUGAAGUGGAAAUAGCAAUUCCUCUUGAAAAAAACCUAGCUGAUUCAGAUGAUUUGGUUGAUAAUGAUAAAGCUGAUUUUGCUGAAACCCUUGUGGAAAAUGAACCAGUUAUUACCGAGAAUACUCAAUCCGUUGAAAAUGAUGUGAACAUCGAGAGUGCUCAAAAUUUGGAAGAUUAUGAAUCGAGAUUUAAGGAAGAAGAAAAAAGCGAGAAAGACAAUCAGAAAGUGAAGAAAAGGAGAUCACUGCCAGCUAAGCAGGAGUUUGCUGAAAAAAUCUCGGAAAAAAACUCGCCGAGCUUGCCGAGUUACAUGGCGGCAACUAAAUCUGCUAAAGCCAAGCUCAGAGGCCACGGGUCGACUAAAUUUGGAGAGGAUGGAGCUGAAUUUGGUAAUAAUAAUGCUCGUCGGCAUUCUCUCCCAGCGUCUAGCAAUGGGAAAGUUAACACAUUUUCGCCUAAGGUACAAAAGCCCGUGCAAGCUAAUGGGAAAGGAGGCACUUCCUCUAGAGAUGACAGGGUGGUUCAACCGGGGUGGAGGAGAUGA